AUGUAUGUUUCCAUUGCAAACAACAUAGCCACAUUUCCAGUAGUUGCUCAUAUAACUGUAAAUAACUCAGAUACAGCUGUCCCAACUACAUCUUCAAACAGAAAUGAAUCUACUACAGUAUCUUCAGCAGCAACGACUGCUAUGACACCUUCAACAACGAGUACCUCUACAAAUAUAUCAAAUACCUCAACGUCAUCUUCAAAAACAUCAGCUACAACCCACUUAACAACGCACUAUACAUCAACUACAAUUAAUGCAAUAUCAGUACUAUUUAAAACAAAUAUAUCCACUUCACCACCUAUAUCAUCCCACACAAGCAUUACCAAACAGUCUUCAUCUUCCAGUCUACACAAUAAUUCUAGCUCUCUUAACGAAAAUAAAGACUGUGUACAAGAAUUUAGCAUAUCCAGCGAGGAAAAUCGUCAAAAUUAUCCUUUUAAACGAACUAUAUCUGAAGCAAUAACACUCCCCAUGGAGACAUCAGCUAGUGACAAGCAGUGA
Messenger RNA from Diabrotica balteata, 501 nucleotides. The record is from the annotation of a GenBank genome assembly. NCBI's taxonomy places the organism in Eukaryota, Metazoa, Arthropoda, Insecta, Coleoptera, Chrysomelidae.